Coffea eugenioides is the source of this 2127-nucleotide messenger RNA. RefSeq lists its product as uncharacterized. Lineage: Eukaryota; Viridiplantae; Streptophyta; Magnoliopsida; Gentianales; Rubiaceae. The transcript has 9 exons. The coding region runs from base 111 to 1766 and encodes 551 amino acids. Gene Ontology annotation, cellular component: membrane. The record is from RefSeq and is a predicted model, not a curated record.
UAAAACAGAGAGAAGACCAAAAGAGAAUAACAACCAAAAGGUUCGCAGAUCACACGGAACAAGCUAUUCUUACCUUAAUCAUUAAGUCAAGCCAUGAUUAUCCACCAUCCAUGUCUUCUUUUCUCUUUCAAUUCCUUUUUCUUUCCCUCCAUACACCAAUUCUUGAUUUUUCCUGCUGUUUUUAUCAUCCAAAAAAUACAUACUUCCCGCAACAGAAGCCGAAGUCACAUAGUAGUGUAAUGCCUAAAUCAAACCGGAUUGUUACUCCUUUACUUUUCUUUUUAAUUUCUUCUACAUUCACUUACAAUUGCCUAGUGUUUGCCUCCCCCGUUCCGGAACAGAGCUUGAAAAGACCUGAUCCCCUGCGCCAUUUCAAACCUUAUAAUGGAGUUUAUGAUAUCAGAAACCGACACUACUGGGCUUCUGCAGCAUUUACAGGAAUCCACGGUUAUGCGGUCGCCGGCAUAUGGUUCUUGUUUGGCUUGGGAUUUGGGAGUUACUUGAUCCUGAAGAACUUGUUCGGUAGCUGUUUUCGAAUUGUGAAUUAUCCACAUUCUUUCUACAUUGCAACGUUCUCGCUGGUUGUUCUAUUCACUUUGCUUGCCAUAAUUGCUAGCAGCUUUGUUUUUGCUGCAAGUAAGAGCAGUCAGAAGAGAGCCAACAGGCUUGUAGAUACAGUCUUUGGUGCUGCAAGCGAUGCUUCCGGAGCCAUGCGUAGAGUUAUAAAUUCGUUGGUAGAUAUGCAGGCCUUGUUGCGUCCCUAUGAUCCCCAGACGUGCAAUCUUUUGAAUGUAACUUCCCAUCGGCUAAGAAGGGAAUCACUACUCAUUAAAGAUUUCGUUGCAAAAACCAAGCAUCCAAGCCACGAAGCAGUUGAGAUCCUGUACUCCACAACUGUUGCAGUAGUGACAAUCAAUUUAAUGUUGCUGGUUGCAGCAUUAGUUUUGCUGAUCCUGCAUUGGUAUCCUGGAAUUAUGGUCAUAAUAUUUUGCUGCUGGAUCUUGACGACUCUAAGCUGGAUUCUGACAGGUUUUGAUUAUUUCUUCCAGACGUUAACUUGGCAAUACAAAAUUUUGUGGAUAUGCAGUUUUGCACGAGACACAUGUUCAGCUUUGGUGAAGUUUGAGGAAAAUCCUGAUGACAGUAGCCUUAGGUUCAUACAUCCCUGUGCAUCACCAUCUGAUUCCAACAACUUAUUGGUACAAAUUGGCAAAACUGUUCAUAAUUUUAUUUCCCAGGCAAAUACAAAGCUGACAGAGCUAAAAGCAGUUCUUGGAAUUCAAGAAGGCAAUGAAGAUACCUUAGGAUUUCAGGAAAUCUGCGACCCUUUUGCCAGUGCACCCAAUUACGUCUAUGCACCUCAAAAUUGUCACAAAGAUGCUAUUCCAAUAGGAGAUUUACCAAAUAUUCUAUCGAGGUUCACCUGCUACAAGGGCAAUUCUUCUGAAGAAUGCUUAAUUGAUGGAAGAUUUCUUCCAGAGGCUUCCUAUGUGAUGGCUGAAGCCUAUAGCCACUCCAUUCAAGACUUGAUUAAUGUGUUUCCGGAUUUACUGAGCUUGACUCAGUGUACCUCUGUGAAACAAGCAUUUUCUGAUAUUGUUGUUCGCCAGUGCAAGCCAUUCAAAACCUCAGUAAGAAUGCUAUGGUCAUCUGCUUUAUCCCUGUCAUUAAUCAUGACGGUUUUGGUUUCACUCUGGGUGGCAAAAACUUGUCGAGAUAGACACCGAUCCUUUGCCAAGUUUUCCAUUGUUCCCAAGCCUGCGUAGCACCAGGGGGAAAAAAAAAAUUUGCGACAGAUAUUAUUGUAUAUAGAUAAUAGAUAGGAAAAAGAUGCAGGUGAAGUGAACUCUCAUGUAGGUAAACAUAAUUUUACUCCAUGAAGUCGUAAGGCAGAUUGGAACAUGGAGUGGUUCAAUAGGAAAAGUUUAGAGUAAGUUUAAUUUUAGCCCUGUUAUGUUUACUUCGUGGGUAAGAUGGGCUGAGCCCAAAAGUUCAGUGUAAGCAGCGUUGUGAUUUAGUCCUGGAAAUUUUAAUAGAUACUCUAUCUAAAUAGAAUGAAAAUUGUAAACACUUCCGUUUGGAUAUUAAGAUUUGGAAAAUCUUUUUCCAAAUAUUAUUCUACUUGCA